Messenger RNA from Eutrema salsugineum, 531 nucleotides. Its product is annotated as zinc finger BED domain-containing protein DAYSLEEPER-like. The record is from RefSeq and is a predicted model, not a curated record. Gene Ontology annotation, molecular function: protein dimerization activity. Bases 1 to 531 code for a protein of 176 amino acids. Lineage: Eukaryota; Viridiplantae; Streptophyta; Magnoliopsida; Brassicales; Brassicaceae. The transcript is spliced from 5 exons.
AUGUAUAAGCUAUUCAAAGCUUAUCAAAAAAACCAAAGAAACAAUGUUGCUGCAGCCACUUCACAAACUUUGCCAGAAGAUAUUCCUGCCGUGACUUCUGAUGACGAGUCUUAUGUUUCUGCCGGUUAUGAUGUGUCAUCUAGUUUGUAUCAGGGAUUCUAUGCUUUUUUUGCUCAAAAAGCUGGUGGUAGUGGAAAGUCUGCUCUUGAUAUGUAUUUGGAUGAACCCGUUAUGGAUAUGGUUGCACAUAAAGACAUGAAUGUGUUAACAUAUUGGAGGGACAACUCUUCUCGUUUUAAGGAGCUGUCUUGUAUGGCGUGUGAUGUUUUGAGCAUUCCAAUAACAACAGUUGCCUCAGAAUCCUCUUUUAGUAUAGGUAGUAGAAUACUUAAUAAGUAUAGAAGCUCUUUAUUACCAACUAAUGUUCAAGCCUUGGUUUGUGCAAGAAACUGGUUAAAAGGCUUUCCAAUAGAGGAUGAGAAAGAAGAGGAGAACAAAGAGGAGGUCGAAGAGGAGCAAGAAGAAUCUUAA